AUGGAAGAAUAUUUAGAAGUUGAUGACUACAGAGUUAAUAUAUUUUAAUAUUUAGGAGGAGGGUGUUAGGGUUAAAUUUUUUAAUGUUUAAAAAUAAGCACUAAUGAGGAAAUCGUAGCUAAAAUAACUAAAAUUAAUUUUAAAAAUGAAAAUACUUAUGAAAGAGAAAUUAGUAUUGUGAAUUCUAUUAAAAAUGAAGAAAAAGUAUAAAAUUUAGUGAAAAUAUAUGAUAUUUUUAUAAUUGAAAAAGAUGGAGAAAAAUUACUUAUAGAAUUUAUGGAGAAAUGUGAAUCAGAUUUAGGAAAAUUAAUGAAAUAAUAUAAAUAACAAAAUCAAUAGUUCACAUUUUAAGAAGUAUUAGAUUUUUCAGCCUAAAUCAUUAGAGGAUAUAGUUGUUUGAAUUCUUUAAACAUUAUUCAUAGAGAUAUGAAACCAGAAAAUUUAUUAAUAUAAAGAUAAGCCGGUAAAAUUGAACUGAAAGUAAUUAAGUUUAAAUAUUUAAGAUUACUGAUUUUGGAGUAGGUAAAGUAUUAACAAAUGAUGUUGCUACUACUAAAACUGGAACACCUAUAUAUUAAGCUCCAGAAUUAAGUUCUAAAGAAUUAAUAUAUACAAGCAAAUCAGAUAUUUUCUCAUUAGGAGUUAUAUUAUAUUAACUUGUUUAUAAUAAUGAGAUUCCAUUUAAGUCUGAUUAAAAAUCUAUAGAUCAUAUUAAAUAAUCUCUUAAAACUUAACCAAUUAAAUGUCCAUAAAAAGAAGGAUUUGAACCUGAAUUUCUUGAAUUAAUUGAAUAAAUGCUACUAUUUUCAUAACAUGAUAGAAUUGGUUGGGAUUAAUUAAUAAAUCACUAUUAUUUUAAAAAUUAUUUUCCAGAAAAAAACUAAUAUGGUACACAUAAGAAUUUUAAAAAUCUUUAUGAAUAUGUUAUUGCUAUUUAUAAUUAAACAUGCAAAAUUUAAUAAAUUUUAGAUAAAAUUCCAUAAGAAUUUGAUUGGCAAAUAGCUUCUAUUAUGUUAACUUAAUAUGUUUUAAUAAACUUCUAAAAAGAACUUUUUCAUAUGUUAGAUUCAAUUAAAAUAGAAAAUUAACAAUUCAAUAAAUCAAUCUCUACUGUUUUUCAUAAGAAGGUUGAUAAAAAUGAAAUAUAAUAAGCAUUAUAAAAUUAUAAAAUUUAAAUAGACAUGGAGAAAACAAAUUAAGUACUAGAGGUAAAUAUAAUUGAUUUCAAUUAGGAUUUAAAAUAAAAAAUUAAUUAAAUUUUAGAGAAAGUUUCUGAUUCUUUUUUUAAAGAUUUUUAUAAUUCUACUAUUUAAUAACCAGAAGAUUAAAGUUUGUUUGAUUUUUGGCAUUUGAAAUUUCAACAUAUUUUUAGAACCUACAUUCGAACAUGGUUAAGUGGAUAUAUGCGUGAUAAAAGGUUGUCUUUAACAGAAGUAUUUUAAUUAGAGAAAUUUUCUUAUCUUUUAGACGAAUAUCCAAAGACUUCUUAUAAUGAUUUUGAAUAAAAUUAAAUUCAUUCAAAAAUCAUCUAAUAAGAUUUCGCUUUGUAAUAUCUAAAGCAAAAACAAAUAAUAUGA
This is a messenger RNA of Paramecium sonneborni, 1577 nucleotides long. NCBI's taxonomy places the organism in Eukaryota, Ciliophora, Oligohymenophorea, Peniculida, Parameciidae. The record is from the annotation of a GenBank genome assembly.